Megachile rotundata (alfalfa leafcutting bee) is the source of this 510-nucleotide messenger RNA. RefSeq names its product Ubiquitin-like protein 5 (gene ubl). The record is from RefSeq and is a predicted model, not a curated record. Gene Ontology annotation, biological process: protein modification process. NCBI's taxonomy places the organism in Eukaryota, Metazoa, Arthropoda, Insecta, Hymenoptera, Megachilidae. Gene Ontology annotation, molecular function: protein binding.
UUAUAAAAGAAAUUGAUGAGCUAUAAUGUCAGCAGCAUCAAUAGUAUCAGUUUCUUCGUUUGAUUAACGAUUUGAAUGUUGUAACACUGGUUAUUGGAAUAUUUAAACACACAGUUUUAAAGUUCUUUUAUGAAUAAAUCAAAUUAAAGUGUUCUUAGUUAAUAAAGGUGCACAUAAACGGAGUAACGUUCUUUAGGAAUAUUGAUAUAGUAUACCUUGCACAAAAUGCUAGAAAUAACGUGUAAUGAUCGCCUUGGAAAAAAAGUUAGAGUAAAAUGCAAUCCAGAUGAUACAAUAGGUGACUUAAAAAAGUUAAUAGCAGCUCAAACUGGAACCCAUUGGGAAAAGAUUGUUUUAAAGAAGUGGUAUACUAUUUUUAAGGAUCACAUAAAACUUCAAGAUUAUGAAAUUCAUGAUGGUAUGAAUCUAGAACUUUAUUAUCAAUAAUUUAUUAAUAAUAUUAUAUAAAUUAAUGUUAGAUAUAAACAAUAAUAUAACAACAAUAGUAAC